Tupaia belangeri chinensis (Chinese tree shrew) is the source of this 675-nucleotide messenger RNA. Its product is annotated as CMRF35-like molecule 1. The transcript has 3 exons. The coding region runs from base 215 to 529 and encodes 104 amino acids. The record is from RefSeq and is a predicted model, not a curated record. Lineage: Eukaryota; Metazoa; Chordata; Mammalia; Scandentia; Tupaiidae.
UGAAGGCCCUCUCUUUUUCAGGCUCAGAGAGAGGAUGUGACGAUGUCACCGUGUGUCAUCUGAGGAACGAGGAUUAGGGCCCGGUCCACCAUCUCUGAGCCUGGAGCCUAAUUCCCUGCCUUUCUUCCAGAUUCCUCUCCCGUAGACCUAGGGUCCUGUGAAUGAUGGGGACGGGCUCCCUAAUUCAGUUUGCUUUUGUCUUUUAGCUGCUGGGAUGUCCCCAGAGCAGGUACCACAGUCCCUGGAGGGCGAGCUCUGCUAUGCCAACCUGACUCUGCAGACCAAGACCCCCCGAGGCUCCUCCAGGAAAAAGGCCUCCACGAAAUCCUCUUCCGCCCAGGACGACCAGGCAGAAGUAGAGUAUGUCACUAUGGCUCCGUUACCGAGUGAGGAGGUGUCCUAUGCGUCCCUGACUCUGGACGUCUUGGAUCAGGAGCCGACCUAUGGCAACACCAGCUACCUCGUCACCUGCGUUCCCAAUGUGAGCUCCGAGGAGCCCACGGAGUACAGCACCAUCAGGAAGUCUUAGCUUGUCCUUCGGGCUCUCCUCUCGGACCCCACUCAAAGCCCGUGACCACCGUCCUGCCUUGUCUGCUUUCUGCCCUGGUCCUCUCACCAGGACUGACCAGUGGCUGACCAGCUGACACCGCAAAUCGGUAGCUCGUUAGCGUCUUC